Messenger RNA from Dibothriocephalus latus, 945 nucleotides. NCBI's taxonomy places the organism in Eukaryota, Metazoa, Platyhelminthes, Cestoda, Diphyllobothriidea, Diphyllobothriidae. The record is from the annotation of a GenBank genome assembly.
AUGAGUACUUUUGAAGAUUGGGGCUGUCGCGCAGAGUAUUCUGCAAAUUCGAUUCCUCCACAUUCACCUCUUAGUGGACCUCAUCCUAAAAAACAAAUGGCCUCUCUUUCCCAUCAAGUCAUCAGUCCGAAUCGUUGUAACGUGGAACUCGACCAGAAAAACUCCGAGCUUGUUGAAGUACCAUUAACGUCGGACGAAGAAAAUGAAAGUUUGGUUGAUCUACGAGAACAACGCUUAAACCCAUACGAAGCUAUUUGCCUUUCAGCGGACCAGAAUAUAUUUCCAACUAAUUGGAAUAACCAUUUCCCCGGUCUAAAUGAGGUGCUUCCCCCGUUUCGGCCAAGUAGCUCAGAAAAUUCACCUUCGCCAAUCCGAUCUCAGCCAUCCAUCAACGUGACCGGCGAAUUAAAUAAGAAGUUCUACGGACAAGGCAGUUCUUUGUCGUCAAAUUCUGAUGCGGAGUCGCUUUCACCAGUAGUUUUAACCAGUCCUGGUUGUCUGCCGCACAAUGCACGGGCACGCUCGCCCAGUUUUACUGAAUCAUGUGAUGAUCUCAAGUUCAACGAGAAGCUCGCUACUGAGCUAAGGGACCAGUGCAGUCUACUUAGUCCAUCGGUUGUUCGCGCCAUCACUUCUGAUAUUGAGGACAUUAAGAGAUCUCUCACUGGACCUAUCACACUUCCAGACCUUCUGCCUGUAGCAGGACAAGGGGGAUGUCGAGACAACGGAGCACCUUAAAAUGCAUCGCAUCACCGCUUGGAACCGAAAAAGGCGGACCAACCGAAGCAAGUCGAGCUGAACACUCAGGAGUGGAUGUUCCCAACUCAUGUUGAUACAGUUUACAGUAGUAGCAGCAGCAGCAGUCUCAGUAGCGCAGGUUGUGGCGAGAGUGGCGAACCUAAUGACGGCGGUGCUGGCGGCUGUGCUAGUAGCAGUGUCAGUAGU